GCGACUUCGACUCACAACUCCACCUAACAACACGAUACCACCACACAUAGCCUCCAUCUCCAGCCAUGAAGAGUGUGUUCCGCAACCCAGCCACUUCGGAAACAAGAUCUGCUAUUUUCUGCAAAGAUGAUAUACUUCUAUUCAAAAAGAGAGAAAAAUACAUGUAACAGGCAGACGCUUGCAAUUUUCUCUGCAGCGUGAGACCCUUCACGCAGGAACCGUUCCUGCUGUUACGAGCCUCAGCCUGAACGUGGUUUAUGAGUUUUGCUUUAUAUUCAUUUUAUUUAUGUUAUCGGCUUGGUUGGAAUAAAGCACGCAUACGUAAAAUGUUGACUCCAAAGGAUGGUCCUUCCUGUUAAAUAGGCGCAUUCAGAAUAACUGGCUGCAAUUUUCGGAUGCAAGAAAAGGCAAGGUUUUGGCGAUCUAAGAUGAAAUUUCCAAUAGAACCGUCACGAAAGCACACUAAUUGUGAGCCACCAGCGGCUGUUCCAUCCACUGUGCAAGCCUGUGACUCAAAGACCAACGGGCACUACCCCGUGUCCAGGUUGUCGAUCUCCUCCCGAACCACGGUGAUAGCUAGCAUGGACAGUUGCCCCCAGACAUCGCCUACAGUCAUGAAGUGGAAGACAGUGCUGGCCAUUUUCGUGGUGGUUGUGGUUUACCUGGUGAUCGGGGGCACGAUCUUUAGAGCUCUAGAAAAACCUUUCGAAAGCAAGCAGAAGGAUAAGAUCGCGGAGGAGAAAUCCAAAUUUCUUCGAAAUCACCCAUGUGUGAACUCCGGGGAGGUUGAUGAGCUGAUUGAGCAUGCAAUUGAAGCUCUUGGUGCAGGAGUAAACCCUGUAGGUGACUCAACUGACAAUACAAGUCAUUGGGAACUUGGCAGUGCAUUUUUCUUUGCUGGGACCGUGAUAACUACUAUAGGCUAUGGGAAUAUUGCACCCAGUACUCAUGGAGGGAAAAUAUUCUGCAUUUUAUAUGCAUUAUUUGGCAUUCCACUUUUCGGCUUUCUAUUAGCAGGGAUUGGGGAUCAAUUAGGCACAAUCUUCGGUAAAAGUAUUGCAAGAGUGGAGAAAGUAUUCAGAAAAAAGCAAGUGAGUCAAACUAAAAUACGAGUCAUCUCCACAAUCCUUUUCAUUUUAGCGGGUUGCCUUGUUUUUGUGACUAUCCCAGCAAUUAUUUUUAAACACAUCGAAGGAUGGACAACACUGGACUCCAUCUAUUUUGUUGUUAUCACCUUGACAACAGUAGGAUUUGGUGACUAUGUAGCAGGUGGAAACAUAACUAUCCUUUAUCGAGAAUGGUAUAAGCCUUUGGUCUGGUUCUGGAUCUUGGUUGGCCUGGCUUACUUUGCAGCUGUCCUCAGCAUGAUCGGAGACUGGCUGCGUGUGAUAUCCAGGAAAACAAAGGAGGAGGUUGGUGAGAUUAAAGCCCAUGCUGCUGAAUGGAAAGCUAAUGUGACAGCAGAAUUCAGGGAAACUCGGAGACGGUUAAGUGUGGAGAUUCAUGACAAACUUCAGAGGGCAGCAACGAUCCGGAACAUGGAGCGAAGGCGGCUUGGUUUGGACCAGCGAGCUCAUUCCCUGGACAUGCUCUCCCCUGAGAAACGGUUAGCAUUUGCAGGUCUGGAAACAGGCCAGUUCAAAGCAUCAUCUCAGGAAAGUAUAAACGGCAAUGCUAACAGUCUGCAGCAGAAGGAGGCAAGGCAAUAUGACAAGCACAUGCAAGGAGCGUCAGAAGACAAUAUCAUCAAUAAAUGUGGAUCUUCUUCGAGAGGAGUCAAGAGAUACAAAAAUAAAGAACUUAAAAGAGAAAUAGCAGAGGAUGUUAGAAAAAUAUAUGAAACGUUUGGGAAUUGUGCAGUGGAUCAAGAGAAAAAGGAUCAUGAAGAAGAGAAAGAAAGCAACACAGAUGUUCCAGCGAUAACGAGUUACGUUCAGCACCCAGAGGCAGAGCAUGAUGGGGUAACUAAUGAAACCAAAAAUCCAGAGAACAGGAACUUACUUGAAAAGAAGAUAUAAAAUUAUUCAGUGAACAAUGUAACAACUUUGAGGAUUUUAAAAAUUCUUGACAUGUGCCUUAUCAUUUUCAAAAUGUGAGAACGUUAUUUUAAACACGUGCAUGGUCCACGGAACCUUUAAUUUGCCACUGUGAUAUAAGGGUUUCACUACCAAAUAUCAGACUUCAGCUGUUUGAAACAUGACCAUGUGCUUUGAGAAGGACCAUACAAACAUGGGGAAAAUGUUAAGAGGACCUAUUGCUCAUUACCAAUGCAGUAUAUUUUAGGAAGGAAGUGGAUGGCUCGAUACAUUGUUAUCAGAUGUCCCACUUAAUCUCUGUGUAUGUUUACUACUGAGAGGAUUCAACUUUGGAAUAUUUAUUUCCUCUAAUUUAUUAUAACUGUUAUACAAUUUUUAAACGUCAAUUUGUGCGAACACCUUGUGCAUCUGCUUGGCGUGUGCUGUAUGACCCUUUUAAGAUGUUACAUUUGUGAUAACAAUAAGACUUCUGCCUGCAGAACAAUGUGGCGAAGUUACAUUGUUACAAUGUCCUUGUGUAAUUGCUAAAGAGUAACAUAAGCACUGAACGAAAGUCUGCAUGUUCACAUCUUUGUAAUUUAAUAUGCAACUUCUAAGACUAAUCUUGAUAAAUGUUGAUUUCUCAGGGCUCUCUUGUCCUGCUAUUACAAAGUUUCCUAUAUUAGGUUUUAAACAUUAUAGGGUGUUGGGAAUACUAUUACACACAAGUAAUGAUUCAAAGAAAGCAUGUUGGUUAUACUGAUCUAUGAUCAUUCUCUUUGUUGUCUGUGAUUCUUCUGCAAUUACUACAAUUAAUUAGUAUUGGUUCUUGAAAAUUAAUAUCAAUAAAAUGAAGACAGAGCCUGUCAAAGUUAAGCAGGUAUUUUUAAUUGAUGUUUCACCAAUUUUUUCUUUUCCUUGGUAUUAAGGCUACACCCUUGAUUCCGUCUUCCUGUUGAAGAGGCUGGUAAAACAGGUUAGACAUCCUGAAGUUGCCUAAAGUGCAGAUGCUGCAGUUCAAAAAGAUCAAAAAGAUAUUUUUCCAGGGUCAAACAUUUCUCCUCUGCAGAAUUCUUAAUUUAUAGGCCUAAUUGGGAACACACAGGCAAAAUUCACAGGAUACCUGAUAUAUUUAUGUCAGAAAUUACCCAGACUGGAACUGGCAACCUUGGAUAUUUACCAAGUGGUUUUGAAGUCACAAAAGACAAAGAGCUUGGAAAUGCAUGCUCUGAGGACUAUUCUGGCUUAAACACUUUGUACACUUUAGAUUCCCAAUCACACCAAAUUUCACAGACUUGGAGAAAGGAACUUAGUAAUAACGCCUUCAGUGACUUAGCUGUGCAUUUGUUAAGGCUCUGGCAAUAGAAUCGGGGAACGUUCCAAAAUGGGCCACUGCCUAUGUUCUUUUAUUCCCUCUUGCCAUGCCCCUCACUGCCAGAAAACCAUGUGCAAUCUGUUAAAGCAUUUCUAGCCUGCAUCAGUGGUGUUUCAUUUCUGUUGUUGCAAAUGUAUUUGAGAUUCUGUGCUGACCCAUCAUGAAUCCUCACCAGGAGCUGGCUUCAGAAAGAAAUCCUGGCUGAUUUCGUGACAGUCCCAACAGGCUCACGGAUAAAGCUACAUGAGGUUUCUGGUGAAAAUUUGGAUCGUAGAUUGUGGCCAUGUUUUUAAGCAUAGAACAAUCUAUGCCCAGCAUAUUUUGAAACAGCAGUGGAAUUAUGCAAGUAAAAAUCAAUUAAAGGGCAGAUACGGAAAUCUGAAAUAAAACCAGAAUAUUCUGGAAAUACUUGGGGGUCAGGCAGCAUCUGAAGAAAGAGAAAUAGAGUUAUUGUUUCAGAGUGAAGACCGUAUUGGGUUAAUGUAAGAUUAUUUCCAACUGGUUAAUUGAAAAUCCAAUUUUCAUAUUUUUUCAUAUUUAUUUCUUUCUGUAAAGUUGUAAAAUUUUUGAACUAAAGAAUGAAUAAUUUUCAAAUGUUUUCUUUCUGUGAUUAUUGUUUGUCAGCAUCAAUGACUGUGUUCCAUCAGAUUUCAUCUCGAAGUUAAAGAUAAGUAAUAUUCUAUGAAACCCAUUGAGUUUGAAUUUUCAUAUAACUCACAUCGUGAGCUCUUCAGGAGAGUAACAUUUAUGUCAGUGUUGUGCCAUUAUGUGGCAUUAUUUCAGCUAUGGAGUGCAAUGCGAUUUUGCUAAACUAAAAAUAAACACCAGGGAAAUAACCCCUCAG
Molecule: messenger RNA, 4234 nt
Organism: Mobula hypostoma (lesser devil ray)
Lineage: Eukaryota; Metazoa; Chordata; Chondrichthyes; Myliobatiformes; Myliobatidae
Product: potassium channel subfamily K member 10-like
Exons: 7
Coding region: 396-2018 (540 amino acids)
Biological process (GO): stabilization of membrane potential; potassium ion transmembrane transport
Cellular component (GO): plasma membrane
Molecular function (GO): outward rectifier potassium channel activity; potassium ion leak channel activity
Source: RefSeq, a predicted model, not a curated record